UCCCAUUUCCGCCCGGCCGGCGGCGCGGUGGGGCCAGUGCCAGCAGAGGCGCGCGGUCCUCCCUCCGCCCGCCCGCGCCGGGGGCUGGCCCUGCCUCGCCGGCGCCUUUUUCCCCCGCACCGCGGCGCCGCUUCGCCACUCGGGCACCACAGGUAGGGCAGGAGGCUGGAGUGCCUGCUGCCCGCUGCCCGUAAAAUGGUCACCUCGGCUGGACAGUUCGCCCUCUUCGCGCUGGGUAUCUUGUUGGCCGUGUGCCAGGCCCUGGAGAACAGCACGUCCGCCCUGAGUGACCCGCCCAUAGCUGCAGCUGUGGUGUCCCAUUUUAAUGACUGCCCAGAUUCCCACAGUCAGUUCUGCUUCCAUGGAACCUGCAGGUUUUUGGUGCAGGAGGACAAGCCAGCAUGUGUCUGCCACUCUGGGUACGUCGGCGCACGCUGUGAACACGCAGACCUCCUGGCGGUGGUGGCCGCCAGCCAGAAGAAGCAGGCCAUUACCGCCUUGGUGGUGGUCUCCAUAGUGGCCCUGGCUGUCCUCAUCAUCACAUGUGUGCUGAUACACUGCUGCCAGGUCCGAAAACACUGUGAGUGGUGCCGGGCCCUCAUCUGCCGGCACGAGAAGCCCAGUGCCCUCCUGAAGGGAAGGACCGCUUGCUGCCACUCAGAAACAGUGGUCUGAGGAGCCCAGAGGAGGAGUCCUGCCAGGUGGCCCGCGGCAGCCUGAGGAAGAAAGGACUUCUUGAGGUCGGGACAGCAAGGGCGGCCUGGGACGUGCCCACAGACCUUCCCGACUCUGCCUGCGAUCGCCUAUGCGGCCUUUGCAUCUCUUGUGGGCCUUUCUUCCAAACUCUGUCAAGAACUCUGUCUGCUUGGGUUUAUGCAGUGUGACCUGGAGAAGAAAUCAGUGCACCACAGCUUAACGACUGGUCCAAAAGGACCAGCACGGGGCGGACCUCCCAUUUACCUAGUGAGGUGUGUGCGUCCCAUCUGCUUCCAGGGCUGUGUGAGUGUGUUCUGCCAUCACGGAUGCCAGGCUGUGUUUCUCUUUAAUGGGCCUAUCUUCCCACAAGGCUCCAUCCUACCCGACACCAGAGAGUCCCACAGUUGGUACAGUUUUUUUCUUAUCCGCUCAUGGGGGAAGAAGGUAGAAAAGGCAUAACUGCUUUUUGCUACGUGAAGACACCAGAGGAGGGCACGUCUGCUCUCUGUCCACGAAACCCUCAACCAGCCUGAAGUCUUCCAUCGUCGCAUGAGGUUGAAGACCUUCCCAAGCCAUCACCACCCUCAGAGAUGAAUUCUUAUUUAGUAGAUGGAGAAUGGUUUUAUUUUUAAUCUCCUAAGUCAAUGUCAAAAAUGUAAAACCAGGAGUUCCCAUUGUGGCUCAGUAGUAAUGAACCUGACUAGUAUCCAUGAGGACACAUGUUCAAUCCCUGGCCUCGCUCAGUGGUUUAAGGAUCCAGCAUUGCUAUGAGCUGCAGUGUAGGUCACAGACGAGGCUUGGAUCUGGCUUGGCUGUGACUGUGGCGUAGGCCUGCGGCUGUGGCUCCAAUUCAACCCCUAGCCUUCGAAUUUUCAUAUGCCUUGAGUAUGGCCCUAAAAAGACAAAAAAGAAAAAAAGUAAAACCCUUUCAGACAUGUGCAGUAAUGAUGUAUGUAUUGCUGGCUAGAAAGUUAUACUGAUUAGAAAUGCCUGGGAGUUCCCAUUGUGUCUCAGUGGUGACAAACCCAACUAGUAUCUAUGAGGAUGCUGGUUCGAUCCCUGGCCUCCCUCAGUGGGUUAAGGAUCUGGCAUUGCCGUGAGCUGUGGUGUAGGUCGCAGAUGCGGCUCGGAUCUGGUGUGGCUGUGGCUGUGGUGUACACCAAUGGCUACAGCUCCAAUUCACCCGCUAGCCUGGGAACUUCCGUAUGCCACAGGUGUGGCCCUAAAAACAUCAAAAAAAAAAAAAAAAAAAGAAGGAAAAAAAAGAAAUGUCUGGUCUUUGGGAGACAGCUGAAGCUUGAGAAAAGCCGCCCAAGAUGGGUGGAGAUGGAAGCAGAUGAAUUGCUGAUGGGAGCAAAGAUCAGGGUUCAGAGGUCAUGCCAUUUAAUACCUGAAGCAGGUAAAUGCCCCAGGAUACAUUCCUGUUGAAAAGUUAGUGGAUCUGUCAGUGGAGAUCUGGCACCUUGUCGAGGAAGGGAGUAUGUGUGUGCGCGCCUCUGCCUGGGGAAACACAAGAGUAACUGCACGGCUCUCUUCUUAAACAUGUUCCCCUUCUAGUGGGCCCUCCAAGAAACUGUUUGGAAACAGAGCAUUAGCAGAGAGCCACAGGCAUUUGGGUCUGCGUCCAUGGAAGCAGGACCGGUCACUUAUUUUCCAUGUUAUGACUUGGUGGAUUUGAUGCUUUAUUUUUAAAAAGGAGAAAUUGAACUUUCCUGUUUAUUUUCAAGCAUUAGAAGAAAUAUCCAAGUGAUUUUUUUUUUUUCUUUUCCAGUCAGGAUACUGGUUUUAUUAACAAAAACCCUAACAAGCCACCUCAACAGUGUGGGUCUCGCUUUUCCCUCAGAGAAGGAAAAAUUGUUCUUUGGGUCCUUUUCAACGCAGUGGGCCUGCCUUUGGGAAGCGUGGUUUCCUUCAACUGCGCACAGGAGCUCCUCCCUAGGAACUGUCAUUAAAAUCUGAAACAGGGAGUUCCCAUCGUGGCUCAGCAGUUAACGAAUCUGACUAGCAUCCAUGAGGACGAGGGUUCAAUCCCUGGCCUCGCUCAGUGAGUUAAGGAUCUGGUGUUGCCGUGAGCUGUGGUGCAGGUCACAGACUCGGCUCAGAUCUGGCAUUGGUGUGGCUGUGUUAUAGGCCGGCAGCUGUAGCUCUGAUUAGCUGUAGCCUGGGAGAACCUCCAUAUGCUGAGAGUGCGGCCCUAAAAAAAAAAAAGGCUUAAUUUAAAAAAUCUGAAACAGGAGGAGUUCUCUUGUGAUGCAGUGGGUUAAAGAUCUGGCAUCGUCACUGCGGCAGCUUGGGUCACUGCUGUAGCGCAAGUUUGAUCCCGGGCCCAGGAACUUGCACACACUGCAGGUACAGCUAAAAGAGAAAAAUAAAAUAAGCAAAAUAAAAUUUGGAAACAGAAUAACAAUGAAAUAAUAUAUAAACUCCUCAUGUCAGGGAACUCUUUAUUCACUAAUAGUGGAAAAAUGGAAGAUUUCUACCUAUUAACCCUCCAGUGCAUCUAGCUCCUCACAGCGAGAAAGUGAUCUGUAAACUCUGCCAAGGUGGCUUGAAAUUUCUACCAACUCAUUUUGUCCUCCCCACAUUCUUCUGCCCCAGUCUGUCUAUCUCAAUGAAUUCUCUCUGUAUUCCUUACAACCGAGACAAUGAUAUGACCCAUGUCUUAAUUCUGGCACUUUCAUUGAAUGAUGCUGCGCCCGAGGCACCAAGAGCAGAAAUGGGAUCUGUUCACCCGCUGGCCCUCGACAGUGUCACUGACACAGCUCCUGGGGUUUUGGUCAUAAAAGAACAUAGGCUCAGGUGUGCAUUCCUUAGGCCGGUCCUACAGCAGCAGAUCUGCGGGCUGAGGCUUGACCAUAGGAGACCAUCGCAGUUGACACUGGUUUGCAGACCCCAGUUUGUAUUCCCUCUUCUCAUCAGGCUCUCCUGAAAGUCUGAUUGCCGUUCAGAGAGACUCGUGAAAGUGGAGUAGCAUCAUGUGUUUUUAAUGUGAGAUCCCGCUUGUACUUUGGGACAAUCUGCCUCAGUCUUUUAGAAACUCUUUGAGGUCUGGUUGCCUUGAAAGAACAUGAACUGAGGUUGAGAACAUCCUGUGGGGUUUUCUCCCCCUCAUGGAUGGAAGGAUCAGUGUAAGUCCAAGAGCCUUUGCAGAAGGAUGAGAAGAUGAGGGUGGAAGCAGAGGCAACCUUCUCAGUUCGCUGGGGGGACUUCACUUGCAGUGUCUGUAAAUGCUCCAGUUCAGCAAGUACCAGCUGCCAGUGCUUCCCUUCUUGUGCCUGUACCACCACAGCGUGCACGGGCACAAACGUGUGCCUCCCCAGAAGUGCCUCUCAGAGCAGCAGGUCUGAAAAGCAUUGGAAGCAGAAACUGGGGUGAAGGCAGGCCGGGUCAGCCCUUUGUCCAUGCUCCAAGAGAUGAGAACCUCGCUUCUUUACUGAUUUCUCUUUCAGAAAUCAGAUGGCCAACAAUCAUUAGAUUUUUGUGCCAUUCAUAGUAUUGGGACUUCUUGGGUUAGCUAUAAAAGUGCCCCCCUUUCAGGUUAAAAAUCAUCUUCUAAUCCAUCUCUGUAGGCACCGUGUGUUUCCUUGCCUUUUAGAAAGCCCAGUUCAGCGUUCCCGUUGUGGCUCAGCAGGUUAAGAGGAUGCAGGUUCAAUCCCUGGCCUCGCUCAGUAGGUUAAGGAUUCAGCAUUGCCACAAGCUAUGGCAUAGGUCACAGAUUUGGCUCGGAUCUGGUGUUGCUGUGGCUGUGGUGUAGGCCAGCAGCUAUAGCUCCAGUUGAGACCCCUAGCCCAGGAACUUCCAGAUGCCUCAGGUGCCACAGUAAAAAGGGGAAAAAAAAAAGCCGAGUUCAUUAUGAUUAGGGAGUCAUUCCCAAGAGCUGACCUGGUAAGCAGCCACACACCUGAGGGUGGGGAACAAAGCUGUUUCCAGUGUGUCUCAGGAGAAAUGAAAACCCCCUCGCUUAAAAAGGGGGGGUGGAGGGAGUGCUUCCACAUCUUUUAUGGAGCCUGGAUUCUCCCACUGCUUCAUGGGCUGUGACUUCCUUAAGCAUACUGGCCGGAAACAUCGUCUUCUAGAUGGAAGGUUAUAUAGCAGCCUGUUGUAUCUGGGAGACACUUCGGGACCCACGUCACGUGUAAGCAAGCCAGAUAGGAGCUUGUCAUAGUGGCCAGCAGAGGACAGGGCGGAAUGUCCCCAGAAUCUAUUUUCCCGUGGGAGGAGAAGGUGGAAUUGACAUUCCCCCACACACACUGGGGAAGGAGGAGGUGUGAUUCUAGAGUUUCUUGGGAGCCUGUUGUUUGCAGGCAGAGAAAGCGUCUGGCAUCUUCAGGUUUCUGAGGUCCAGCGUGCCUCUGUGCGCACGAACCCCUGUCCGCUCUUCCAGGCAAUUUUGGCAGCAACUGUUCAAUGAGGCUCCAACCCUGCUCAGGAGAUCCCAACCCUGUAGUAGGAUCUGGGCCUUGAUUUCUCCCAACCUGCUCAGUGGAGGAGGGGACAGGGGGAUGAUUCAAAAGCCCAGGACUGAGGGGGACAUCCCAGAAACAGGACCAACACAUACGUUUGUUCUUAUUGUUCUAACGUAAGACCUGUUCUCUCUAGCCACUGAUUUUACCAGGCUUUCUAAAAGAUCUCGUGGUAAAUACACACAUGGUACUGAAAACAACCCCUCUACCCAGUGUAAUAAUUUACUGAAGUAUUCAACUCUUCAUUACCUUUAUGAUAGCAAACCUGAUGCUUUUUUUUUAAGAACUUGUUACUCUGACUUCUGUAUAUGUUGCACUGAAAAGGUUAAUAUUUAAUGUUUAAUUUAUUUUGUGUGGUAAGUUAAUUUUGAUUUCUGUAAUGCCUUAAUGUGAUUAGCCAUUCUUUUCCUUAAUAUCUGAAUUAUAGUUAUUUAAAGAGUAGUGAGCGAUAUAAAAUGCAGUUGUGUUUUUCAGUAAUAUGUAUUGUUGUUCAGUUGUACUGUACCUUGUUUGAAAGGAUGAAGGAAUGAACUCUUUUUUUUUUCCUAAA
Molecule: messenger RNA, 5709 nt
Organism: Sus scrofa (pig)
Lineage: Eukaryota; Metazoa; Chordata; Mammalia; Artiodactyla; Suidae
Gene: TGFA
Product: transforming growth factor alpha
Biological process (GO): positive regulation of mitotic nuclear division; positive regulation of cell population proliferation; epidermal growth factor receptor signaling pathway
Molecular function (GO): epidermal growth factor receptor binding; growth factor activity
Source: RefSeq, a predicted model, not a curated record